Racocetra persica is the source of this 852-nucleotide messenger RNA. The record is from the annotation of a GenBank genome assembly. NCBI's taxonomy places the organism in Eukaryota, Fungi, Glomeromycota, Glomeromycetes, Diversisporales, Gigasporaceae.
AUGCAAGAUACAAAUCGACACAUUCUCCUCCUUAUUGAUGGUGCCACUUCGCAUGCAGUUGGUGAUGUAGAUCUUACUAAUAUAAAGGUUGUCACUUUACCUCCAAGAACCACCUCCAAGCUUCAACUAAUAGAUGCAGGCAUUAUUGCCGCCUUCAAAUACCGAUAUUAUCAUUUUCUAUUACAACAUGCUAUUGACCAUGAUGAGGCUAAGGAAUCUGAUAUCUAUAAAUGUAUUCGAGCUUGGUAUUCAAUUCCUCCAAAAACUAUCACAAACUGUUUUCGCCAUACUGGCUUGUUUGAUUAUAAAAUAACUGCCUCUACCCAUGAAGUUUAUCCAAAUGAUGAAGAUUCAUCUGUUCUCGCAGAGUUGGAGGAAUCACUCAAAACCAUCAAUGACCCAGAAAAUAACAAUGAUGCUGAUGAUAUAAAUGAUAGUAGUUCUUCUUUUACUACACCUUCAAACUCUGUUAAACUCGACGCUAUACGUACUGUGAUUAGUCUUCUUAACACAACUAUUUCUGACCACAAUGCCGUACUUAGAACAUUGCGUUCAUUGCAACGAGACAUUCAGCUUCAAGUUUCCUCCUCAAAGGUUCAAGCGACAUUAGAUAGCUUUAUGCAAGUAGGAUACCAGAACCUUUAUGCUAUUGCACGAAUAAAUGAGGAAAAAAAAUUAGAAUUAUUAUCUUAUAUUGCAUUUGACCUUCAAUUAAUUCAUUCAAAUGAUAUUAUUCAUUGUGAUAUUACUCUUUUAUUUAUAAAAACUUUUGCUAUUACUUGGCCUCCAUGUACCGAAGAAGUUAUAAACAAAAAUAUAUUAAAUGUUGCGGCUAUUCUAUGUACUGAAGAA